AUGCCCCAUGCCCCCUGUCCACUUCCUGCAGCCACACAAAAGGCUGACAAAUAUUCUUGCUUCACCCCAACACAAUGUGAAAUUGAAGCCAAAGAGGCCUGUACCUGGCUCCGAGCGGCCGGGUUCCCACAGUACGCGCAGCUCUACGAAGAUGCCCAGUUCCCCAUUGACAUUUGCUCAGUCACCAGAGACCACGACUUCCUUGAUCGGGAUGCCAUUGAGGCUCUCUGCAGGAGACUGAACACCCUCAACAAGUGUGCUCUAAUGAGACUGGAUAUAUCCCCACAACGAAAAAGAAGUGAGGACUCGGAUGAAGACGAGCCUUGUGCCAUCAGUGGCCGCUGGACUUUCCAGAGGGACAGCAAGCGCUGGUCCCGCAUGGAGGAGCUGGAAGUUUUCUCCAUGUUGCCCACAGAUGCCACCCAGCCUCCGUUUAUUAAGGACCAAGUACCUCAGAAAGGCAAGCUCGCCCUGCGCGAAGGCAACAGCUCGGAGAGCAUGCUGACCGACCUCAGCGAGCAGCCUGAAGUGGGCUCCAUACAUAGCAGCGGCAGCGGAGGAAGAGGAGAAGACAAGAGCCACGGUACCUCCUCCGCGCACGAGGCCGCGCCGGCCGGGGCCACCCGCGCCAGCUCGGUCGCCAGCAUGUGCUCGUCCUCGGGCACGGGCGGGUCGGGGGGCGCCAACGAGGACUCCCUGUCCGACGGGCUGCCCCCAUCGCCGCUCGAAAACCUCCGGCAGUUCACCUUCGACGUCAAAGCGGGCAUGGCAGGGGGCAGUCUGGACCGAGGGGGCAGCGGAGGCAAGAGCACGCGCUCCAGAGCUAAAAGCUUCCUGAAGAGGAUGGAGAGUCUGCGGCUCCGCAGCGGCGCCUCCUCGAAGAGGAAGAAGAAGGGCAGCGCCGGGGGAGGACGGAUAGAGAUCAGCGGCCCCGUCAUCAAAGAGGGCCUGGACGACGACAAGCUGCGCAGCCUCAACUGCGUGGACAUCUCCAGCGUCAACCUCAACCACCACCGCGACCCCACGCAGACCAUGACCCUCAACCGGAACCGCUCCGUGUCCUACUCCACCCAGACCAGCAACGGCAGCACGGGCAGCACGGGCAGCAGCCAGUCGGAGGCCAGCAGCGGGAGCGCCGUCAGCACGCCCAGCCCGGUGACCCGCGCCCGCAGCCACAGCACCGCCGCCGCCGGGUCCAGCAAGAGGGGCGGCAUGUACCUGGAGGGCUUCGAUCCCUUCAGCCUCCUCCAGCAGGGCUCCGAGCGCCACCCGUCGCCGCCCAAAUCCGCCCCGCCCGUCCCGCGCCCGCCCAGCAACGGGAUGUCGGUGGACGAGCAGAACCGCCGGAACAACCGCGGCGCCCCCGGCAAGAGCAGGCGCCACGAAGAGGAGGAGGACGACGACGAGGAGGGCGGCAUGAUCUUCUUCUACCUCCCCGAAGGCCACAAGCCCGGGACCUUCCCCAAAGCCCUGCAGGACGGGAGCCCGCGCAACAACAACGGGAACGACAACGGGAACCCGGUGGUCCUCCGCGGGCGGGCGAGCAGACGCCAGCGCCGCGCCUCCUCCGGCUCCGUGGACAGCCGGCUCAGCUUCUACGACAACGUGCCCUGCCCCGAGAGGGAGGAGGGCGAGGACGAGGAGGGGGACGAGCACAAACUGGAGGAGGCGCUGCGCAACGACAGCAGCAUGCAGCGCUUCGUCAACGCCUGGUCAGAGGCCGUGGCCGGCGAGGAGGAGGAGGACGAGGACGACGAAGAGGAAGAGGGGGACUCCGAUUCCGCGCUGGACUCGGCGUCCCCGUGCCCGUCCUCCCCUCUGCAGAACCGGCUGGAAGAGGCCGAGAAUGGAAGUGACCAAGACAGCACGGGAAACCCCCUGGGAGAAGCCGAGGACGGGAUGAGGGAGAGACGGGAUUCUGGUGUUGGACCAUCACUGGGUCGAACCAGCAGACCACAGAAGCUCCGCUGGCCGAGCUUCCAGAACUCCCAUCGGCCCAGCUUGGCCUCCGCCCAGCUCCAGAUUAGCUGCCAAUCUGUCCUACAGAUGAAUCUGCUGCAGAAGCUCUCCCUGUUGCAGCUCACGGCCCUCCUGGAGAAACACACCCCCACGAACAAGCAUGGCUUCAGUUGGCCCAUAAUUGCUGAGAAGGGGUGGACAUUGUCUUCGUCUCAAUGGCGCAAUCAUGGCCGUUCACACGCAAGGUGCCGUGCCGGCUCGGCCCUCCUCUCAAAUGAGCGCUCAGAUCGGUCCAGUACACCAAUCCUGAGCUGUAGGGCAGUGCCCAAGUUUAUGAAGCGGAUCAAAGUACGCGACUACAAAGACAGGAACGUGUUCGGUGUGCCGCUGCAAGUCAUCGUCCAGCGGACCGGUCAACCCCUCCCCCAGGGUAUCCAGCAGGCCAUGCGCUACUUACGCAAUCAGUGCCUUGACCAGGUGGGUCUUUUCAGGAAGUCGGGAGUCAAAUCUCGUAUCCAAGCCCUCCGUCAGAUGAACGAGGCGAGUGGCGCAGACGGAGGAGGAAUCAACUACGAGGGCCAGUCGGCCUACGACGUGGCCGACAUGCUGAAGCAGUACUUCAGAGAUUUACCAGAGCCCCUGCUCACAAGCAAGCUGUCCGAGACCUUCCUCCAGAUAUAUCAGUACAUGCCCAAAGAGCUGCGCCUGCAGGCCACCCGCGCCGCCGUGCUGCUGCUGCCGGACGAGAACCGCGAGGCGCUGCGGACGCUGCUGUGCCUGCUGACCGACGUGACGGCCAGCGUGGCCGAGAACCAGAUGACCCCCACCAACCUGGCCGUGUGCCUGGCCCCGUCCCUCUUCCACCUCAACACCCUGCGCCGCAAGGAGAGCUCCUCCCCAAGGGUGAUGAACCGGAAGCAGAUGCUGGGAAAACCGGACCAGAGGGACCUGAACGAGAAUCUGGCCGCCACUCACGGCCUGGCACAUAUGAUCCAGGAGUGCAGGAAACUCUUCAGGAUCCCCGAGGAGAUGAAUCGCUGCAGGAACUCGUACGUGGAGCAGGCCCUGCUGCCACAGCGCCUGGAGGAGCUGGCCGGGGAAGAGGCCGGACAAGCAGGCUACAGGGCCUACCUCCAGGACAGCUUAGAUACUCUCCUCAAAGAGGCCAAAGACAAGUUCAGAGGUUAUGACAGCUGCUCCACGCCCGAGCACGCUGACCUGGCCUACAGGAAGGUGCACGACGGGUUUCCGCUGCGGCUGUGGAAGGUGACGGUGGAGAUUCCCGCCGCUCCCGAGGAGGUUCUGACGCGGCUGCUGCGGGAGCAGGGCCACUGGGACGAGGACCUGCUGGAGAGCCGCGUGGUGGAGGUGCUGGACGACAGGACCGAGGUGUACCUGUACGUCAGGAACACCAUGAGCCCGCAUCCCACCAGGGACCACUUGGUGCUCCGGACGUGGGUCACAGACCUGCCGAAGGGAGCGUGUGCGCUCGUGUGCACGUCUGUGGACCACGAGGGGGUCCCGGCGAUGGGAGUCCGUGCUAACGUCCUCAUUUCGCGCUACUUCAUUGAGCCCUGCGGAGCCAACAAAUCCAGACUCACUCAUAUCUCCAGGAUCGACUGCAGAGGUCGAUUCCCAGAGUGGUACAACAAACUUUACGGACAUUUGUGCGCCGCCGAGGUGGCGCGGAUAAGAGACUCGUUCACGGCGCCCAUAGACAAAUAAGGCGGCAGCAGAAAGUUUGACCCUCGGCAGUUUCUCGGAGUGAAACUAUUCUUUUCGACAGAGCGCAGACGGAGUGGAAAGUUGUUGAAGCCCAUGAUAAAGGACUGGCUCUGGAGCUUGAAUUGACGGACUUGUUUGUCGUGCAUCAACAGACUGGUGCCGCAUUAAAAAAAAAAAAAAAACGCCUCCGCCAGGACUGCUGAGAGGACUCCAAAUUAGAUUUUUCUGGACCUCUGAGGACAUUAUGUUGCUGAGAAAAAAGGCUGAACGGUUUAGACUUAAUCUACAAGGCGUUACUGCUUCUGAGAAGCAAGGGAGUUUAAUGGUAUGUGUGAGCAUGCGUGCACAGAAACGAGCGGUUAAUCGGUCCUGUUGGUUUCCAGGCGGUGGAUGACGUGUACAUACAGUUUUCGCAUGGCCCAGUAACACACACCGUCUGCCUUUGUGUUACCUCCGUCCCCUUUUUCUGUUACAGCAAAGCACAGGAUGAAGAGUAGACUUUAUUGUGUGGAGCCGAUGGAUGAAUCUAUGGGUGUGGAAAGAUGUAAAUAUGUUGCUAAUACCCAGAUUGAGUGGAGACAAUAUACAGGAUAUUGUCGCAUGACAAGUGACUGAUGGUAGGCAAGGCUGUAGUGUACCAGGGUAGAGACAGAUGAGUGCUGGUGGCUGGCUCACCAAAAGGAACACACUGAUCAAAAGGGCCUCCGUUUCUGACAGGUAGAUAAAAAGACACCUCAAUGCUUCAAGUGGAAUUGAACUCAGCGAGUAUCAGUGAGUCACGAGCCUGAUAUGGAUGUGUGUGUUUUUUUACGUGAAUAUACAUAGGUAGGAUUAGUUUUCACACUAGUAUAGUGAAAUGGUGCCAAAAAAAACAAGCGUUUCAUUGACUUGAAACAGAGCGAGGCCUUUCGGAGCCAUGAUGUGGACAGAUUUAAUUAACAAUCAAGCAAUUUGAUGGACCAAAUACUUUUUUUUUUUUUCUUUUAAAGCUUAGAGCUUUCAGUAUUAAGCUUCCUUGUCAGAGCCACGAGCAGUUACCUUCAAUUCUUCCUUUUAGAGCACAACACAUUUCACACUUUUUGAAACCGUUGGCCAGACAUCACUUGUAUACGUAAAAAGAAUAUAUUAAACCAUAUUAACUUUCUAUUUGCUGUGUAGGUCACAAGAACAGAAAACACAGUGCACUGUUCUAUGGGAAACCUCAAACUAAAAUGUAAAUUUGUUUUAAAAAAGAGAGAAAAAAAGGUCCUUUUAUAAAGGUGGGGAUUUUACAGGUUUUACUGUAAAGAAGAGGGCAGAUUGAAUGUGUGGUUUUAAAGGAAGGAUGAAUAUCGUGUAAGUUUCUGUCUCUACCGUCUUGCCAGUGUCCGUCCUCCCCCAUCAAAAUUAAAAAAGGUCUACGUAAGCGGCUGACCUCUGCUCAUAACACUUGCGCUUCAGUCUGACGGUGAGCAUCGUUCAUGUUGAGUGUAUACUUAGAUCACUAAGCCAUUGUUAAUAUAAAUGUUCGUACCUGUAACAAUGUCUCUCCCAAAUAAUAACGCAUGACAAUGACAGCUAAUUUAAAGCAAAAAGUAUUUAUACCUCAGAUAUAUGUUUGUUUUGUAUCAUUGUAUCUUUAUUUUAUUUCAUUGUACAUGUUAGCUUCGUUACAGAAAUUUAAAAAAAUGUUUUAUCUUUUUUAUUAAUAUUAUUUCUGUACAGGUUAAUCAAAAGUGCACUAUUAAAUGUAUUAAAAAAUGAGAACUGCCGGGGUGUCUGUGUUUAUGUAAGGA
Messenger RNA from Menidia menidia (Atlantic silverside), 5459 nucleotides. The record is from the annotation of a GenBank genome assembly. NCBI's taxonomy places the organism in Eukaryota, Metazoa, Chordata, Actinopteri, Atheriniformes, Atherinopsidae.